Messenger RNA from Drosophila takahashii, 1938 nucleotides. RefSeq lists its product as uncharacterized. NCBI's taxonomy places the organism in Eukaryota, Metazoa, Arthropoda, Insecta, Diptera, Drosophilidae. The record is from RefSeq and is a predicted model, not a curated record.
AUGGUACCGAAUCCAAGCCCUCUUGACGAGGCCAAGCGUCAAAGAGCAAAUGUUAAAAGAAACAUUUCGCGAAUUAAAUCGAUUAUUGAUGAUCAUGUUGAGGAGGAGUUGCUCAACCGCUCUGCCGCUGAACUCCAAUGUCGUCUGGGAAUUUUGGAGUCCUACUUUAGACAGGCACUAACCAUUCAAUCCAAAAUUGAAACGUUGGAUUCAACCGACAACGGGCGCGUUGACAUCGAGGAUACGUACAUUACAACUAAAUUGGCUAUCAAACAACUCCUCGGCGAAGAUCUAAGCAGCACAGUGUUGGAGUCCAGUACCACAGCACCACCGCAGUCGAAACUUCCACGACUGCCGCUGCCCACCUUUGAUGGUACUCACACGGAGUACAAAAACUUCAUCACGUCGUUUACGCAGCUCACUGCUCACGAGAAUUUGUCAGCCAUCGAAAAGUUUAACCACCUUCUCAACUGUCUGAGGGGCCCAGCACUGGAAGCAGUAAAGGCGUUCCCAGUCACCAGUAAGAACUUUCCAAAGGCCCUGGAUAAGUUAAAGGCUCGAUAUGACAAGCCAGCGCUAAUAUUUAUGGAAACAAUAACAUCAAUCUUAAAAUUGCAGCCUGUAAGCUCGUCAAAUGCACAUCAAUUACGCAGCCUCAUCGAUAAUGCAUCCGCCUUGUUCAGCUCACUGUCGUCGCUUGGCUCGGAUGAACAAAUCUCGCAGUCAAUGCUAAUUUGCUUGAUCAUGGACAAGUGCGAUCAGCAAACUCGGAACAAAUGGAACGAAUCGCUAGACUACUCGUCGUUGCCAUCCUGGAAUCAGUGCGUCAAUGUACUUGAACGGCACUGUCAGUACUUAGUGUCCAGCGGAAAUUCCUCGAAUCAAACUCGGAAGGCUUUCCAGUCGAAGCCAAAUUGGUCUGCAUCUAACAACGCUCAUAACUCUUCAUUUGCACUCACCAAGGCCAUGUGUAUUUUGUGCUCCAGCAGCGGACACAGACUCCUGGCAUGCGACCAGUUUCGGAAAUUGGAUUCACAGCAACGUCUAGAAGUGGUAAAAAAGAAUGGCCUGUGCGUCAACUGCCUUGGCAAAGGCCAUAAGGUGUCGAAUUGCCCGUCGAAAAAUCGCUGCCGAAGCUGCCAUCAGCCGCAUCAUACGCUACUGCACCACCACAGCUCUCUGCAGGCUGAGUCUCCACAACCAUCGACUAGUUCGUCUCAACCGAUCUCAGCUACGUAUGCUCAUUCGCAACCACAGCCUGGCGGAGCAGUUGCCUAUUCUCAACCACAUUUCAGCGGAGCACCAACUUAUGAUAGUUCGCUGACGCAUCCUAUCGGAGCUGCAACCCAUGCUCACGCGCAAUCUGAUGCAAAGGAAGGAUCACAGGUUAUUUUAGCCACAGCAAUGGUGCUAGUUCAGGACUCACUUGGUUCCUACCGACUCGGGAGAGCACUUCUUGACUCGUGCUCCCAGGUCAAUUUCAUGACCGAGGCUUUUGCUCAAAAACUGAGGUUGCCGCGGGACAAGCAUAGCAUUCAAAUUCGAAGCAUUGGCGACUCGCAUACACACAUAAAGCAUCGCACAUCAACGACAAUAAAGUCUCGACUUUCGCCCUUCGAAUUAUCUCUCGACCUCUGUAUAACGCCUACCAUCGCAUAUCAACCGGAUACCCAUAUUGAUAUUUCGACCUGGAAUCUUCCGCCCAAUAUGCCGUUAGCGGAUGAUCAAUUUCAUCUUUCCCGGAGCGUUGACAUGCUGCUAGGCGCAGAGGCAUUCUUCGAUAUUCUCGCAGUGGGCCAAGUCAAACUCGGAUCCCAUUUGCCGACUCUUCAAAAGACGCUAUUCGGAUGGGUAGUCGCAGGAAGCCAUCGUUCAAAUCAAUCAAGGGAGUCCUAUGCAUAUCUAGCUCAAAGCCUAUCCGCCAUCGACACAAAGUAA